AUGUAUCCAAAGUGGCUUAUUGUGUUAGCUAUAGAAAUAGUUUUAAGUGCAGGUCAGUUGCCGAUAUUAGACUCGCGUUGUUAUCUUGAAAAUGGUGGAUCGGCUGAGAACUUUAUCGUCAGUGAAGAUAUUCGUGUUGAUUCUGUGAUUGGACAAUUAAAGAUUAAUGGCGAUCCAUCGCCAAAUGGAAAUAUAAAUUUAUCAUUACGUGAACGUGAUCGUAAUGCUCCAGUAGCAAUUGACCCUGGCACAAAAGAUUUAAUUCUUACGUCGAAGUUAGAUAAAGAAGGUGAACUUGGACCCGCUUCGGUUUACGUUAAUGUUGUUUGUGAUCGUAAACAUUCAGAUGGAAUUCCAAGCUUUAUAAUUCCUGUAAAUAUUCGUGUACAAGAUGUCAAUGAUAAUAAUCCAAAAUGGAUUGGUGCACCUUACACAAUAAAUCUCUCAGAAGUGACAGUUAAAGGCACAAGGAUACUUCAAGGUGCCCGUGCUGUUGACGCUGAUCAACCUGGUCCUUAUUCAACUGUUGAGUAUCAGGUCUUGCCAGGUCCGUUCUCCGAUUACGUGGAUUUUGUGAAUCCACUUGAGGGAACUUUACAGUUGAAGAAAUCACUCGACUAUGAACAACUUAAAAAUUUCACUGUUAAACUUCGUGCACAAGAUCAAGGAAAUCCACCGAAAUUUUCCGACACUUUUCUUCGUGUCUUCAUAACUGAUGCUGAUGAUCAAAAUCCAAAAUUCAAAUACGAUUCUUAUACGUCUGAAUUCCCACCGCUUGGAAAAAUUGGAAGACUAAGAAUUUAUCCGGAAUCAAUCAGAGCGUGGGAUCAAGAUGAUGGUCUUCAAGCCGAAAUUCGCUACUCAAUUAAUCCAUCACCCGAAUCGCGAUAUUUCUCAAUUAACCCAAAAACAGGUGACAUUGAUUUAAUAACAUCAUUUGAGGUUCAAAAGACGACUUUAGUUUUGAAGGCAACUCAAGUUGAUAACAAAGAUCGAUACGCUCUUGCCACUUUGACAAUAAUGCGAGCUGGUAGUAGUAAUGGUGGAGUUGUUGGUGGUGGUGGGGGCGGAAAAUAUGAAGAAAAUAUUCGUAAUGAACAAACUGUAAGAAAUGAUCAAAUAGCCGGAACAAGCAGCACAAAUGUUAACAUUGAUCGAACACCGAAAAUUCAGUUCAUUCAACCGAAAUAUGAAGCAAGAGUAAGAGAAGACGUUCCAGCAGGUGCACGUCUCAUCGCUCUACCAACUAAUAAACCAUCCGAACGAUAUCUUCAAUACACGAUUCUCGACAAAGCCCAAAAUGAGAUCUUCGAAAUCGGACAAUUUGGCGAAGUAAUUUUGAAGAAAGCGCUCGAUUAUGAAAAAGCGAUUCGUCAUGUUUUUCGCGUUAUGGCAAGCGACGGCAUAAGCAAUGCAACAUGCCAAGUCAUCAUUGAUGUUUUGAAUGUUAACGAGUGGGAUCCGCGCUUUCGACAACCGUAUUACAGAUUUCGAUUCCCGUCGCGUGACGUAAUGAAUAUUUCAACUCCAAUGGCUCUUGGGAAGAUUGAAGCAGCAGAUGGUGAUCGUGGAGAGAACAUAAACUUCAAUCUUCGUGGUCAAUAUGCAUCACAUUUUGUCAUCGAUCCCAAUGGUGUUAUUUGGUUGAAAGAUCCAUUGGAAGGUUUCAUAAAGAAAGAAUUGAGUUUGAUUGCAACUGCAACCGAUUCUGGACAAAGAACGACGACAGUUCCAGUCACAUUAGUGAUGGAAGCAGAAACAUCACAAGCGCACUUUCCUUCUUUAUUCAGUUUAGUUGCUGCAGUCUUCAUUAUUUUUGUAUUCGUUGUUAUUCUCAUUUCAAUCUUUAUUUUCAAACGAAAAUCAAGUCAAGUUCAUAGCAAUCUACCAUCUUCGAUGCAAUCAUCAGCUGGCCUUGUAAGUCAAGAGAAGCGCUUAAUGAAUGGCCACAUGAUAGAUUCAACUCAAGAACAGUUGAAUUUCCUUCAUGCAGGAAGUAAUCUUUCUCCUGGUGCUUCAUCAAUCGCUGCAACCAUCGAUGCGCAAGCUCAAACCCUUGGAGCUUUGGCAAGGUCAGGAUAUCGUGGAAGAUUUUACACUCAGCCACCACAAAAUGAUGACAUCGAAAAAGAUUCGAUAAGCAAUUCAGAAACCACAACAACAAGAGACAUGAAUCGAGCCACUGAUCCGAGAAAUAAAAAGCUUAGUUGGCAACAUGAAGAAUUUCAAAAAAAUGAUGUCAGUGGAUCACUCGAUCUUAACGGAUCAACAGAAAAUAAUCUGAUCGUUUAUUUCUAA
Clunio marinus is the source of this 2298-nucleotide messenger RNA. The record is from the annotation of a GenBank genome assembly. Lineage: Eukaryota; Metazoa; Arthropoda; Insecta; Diptera; Chironomidae.